Trypanosoma conorhini is the source of this 1257-nucleotide messenger RNA. Its product is annotated as trans-sialidase. Gene Ontology annotation, molecular function: exo-alpha-sialidase activity. The record is from RefSeq and is a predicted model, not a curated record. The annotation marks the transcript as partial. Lineage: Eukaryota; Euglenozoa; Kinetoplastea; Trypanosomatida; Trypanosomatidae. Gene Ontology annotation, biological process: ganglioside catabolic process; oligosaccharide catabolic process. Gene Ontology annotation, cellular component: cytoplasm; membrane; intracellular membrane-bounded organelle. The transcript has a single exon.
AUGUACCCCUGGCUCCUUGUUGGGCAAAUUGAACGAGCGGCGACGGGCCAGACAAAGAAGACCCUCCGCUGGGAGGUACCCGCCUUGAGGGCUGGGCUCAACCCGCCGCUCGAGAACUUGUUUCAGGCGUUUUCUGUCGGCGGAGGCGCGGGGAUUGUGACGAAGAAUGGCACACUUGUAUUCCCCGUCAAGGCGGUGACAAAGGAGGGGAAAGAGGUCUCGCUGGUCAUGUACUCUAGCGACCCGGAGGAGAAUUGGCGGCUGUCGAGGGGGAUGUCUGCCGGGGGCUGCGUGGAUCCUGCCGUCGUGGAGUGGGGGAGCGGGAGGCUCCUCAUGAUGGCCUCGUGCGAGGAGGGCCACCGCAGUGUUUACGAGUCGGGCGACAUGGGAGAGACGUGGACGGAGGCGCUCGGGACCCUCUCGCGCGUGUGGGGCAACUCACCUGAGCGUGAUGGAUCCGGUGUUCAGGGCGGCUUCGUCGCUGCGACGAUUGAGGAAAGGAACGUGAUGCUCGUCACCCUGCCAGCGCACUCGACGGCCAAGACAAACGGCCAACUCCACCUUUGGCUCACCGACGCCGCCCACGUUGUCGAUGUUGGGCCGGUGUCCGACGCAAGCAAGCACGCCGCCGGCAGUGCCCUGUUGCACACGGGCGGGAAGGACCUGAUCUCCCUGCAGGAGCUGUACUCUGUGGUGGGGGACGCUGUGGGGGUGUUUGACGGCAUCUACCUUGCCCGCCUGACGGACAUGGCGGAGCGGGUGAAGUCGGUGGUGCGGGCCUGGAGGGAGGCCGACAGUAACCUCCCGAUGGCAUGCACCCAACCGGUGAAAUCGGCGGCAGGGAAAGGCGACUGCGGCGUUCCGAUGCCCACAGCUGGGCUGGUCGGCUUUUUGUCCGGCACCGUGGCCGGCGGCCAGUGGAAGGACGAGUACCUCGGGGUGAACGCCACGGUGAGAGGCGUCGCAAGGACAGCGUCCAACGGGUUGACGUUCAACGGAGGCGGCGCAGGGGCGGAGUGGCCCGUGGGCAGGCAGGGGCAGAACCAGCGCUUCCACUUUGCCAACUACAACUUCACACUUGUGGCGACGGUGUCCAUCGACGCGGUUCCGACGGGGGGCCGCGGCAUUCCUGUGAUGGGCGCGAGGCUGAGUGGCGAGGGGGAGGGGACGAUCCUCCUGGGCCUGUCGUGCGCUGCGGACGGCUGGGAAGUAACGUUCAACGGCGUGAAGACAAUGCAGGGAGUGCCUUGGAGAUCC